AACAUCAAUGGAUAAUGAUAUGACUUCGGUAACACAUUAAGAUGAGUCAUUAAUCAGAUCUUUUUUGAUCUAAGAUUUAAAUUAAAAUAAAAAUGUUUAAAACAUAAACUUCCAAACGGCUAAAACCGCCGACAAGUUAUGUUUGCAAGAAUGGAACGGGGCAAGAGAAGAGUUCUCGAAGGCAUCGCCUCACAAUCUGUGGUCAGGGGGAGUAAGGCGGAACGCAGAUAUCAUUUCAAGAGUUUCAUAGGGACCAUUAUGGCCGUUACACCAUCUAAUGACUCAUGGCUGGCUGUUCAGCUGUUGGUUGGACAACAGCUGAAUCCCCUAUAUUGUAACAUCCUGAUCAAAGUCUUAUAGGACUUGGAGCUUUAAGAUUUAUACAUUUUAAAGAGUCCAACGACACGCUCUGCCAUCUCCAAAAGAGAGAAUUUUUGGUAUUCCACCUCGCCAUACAGGAAAUGCUGUUACGACCGGCCACUGGCACCUCACUGCACAAAAGGAGUGACAGGAUUAUGAAACCCAAAAAAAGAUCAUUUAUCACGAUUUUGGAAUAGCAGACUUAUUCGGAAUAUGAAUUGUACAGCAUAUAUAUUUUCUGACAUUGCUGUCUUUUAAAACCCCUAUGUUAAUAAAAACAAGUGUUUGAGAAUGUGAGAUGAUCACGUGUUUUAUAAUGAGAUACAAGUUACUGUAAAGUGUUGGUUUCUUGGAAACCACGUGAUCCUGAAAACAAAAGUGAAAGUGGCUUCACCAAGGAGGAUAAAAGGAGGGGUCUGUAACUCAGCACUGCAGAAGCAUGGAAGGAAGUACGGUGUUGUACUAACAGCAAGAGGACAAGUACAUAAUCUACAAAUCCAGCACAACUAAAUUCCUUGGAAAAGAACUUUGUGGUGCCAUGGGUAAAUCUCCUACAAAGUGAGAAGCUGUUUGAAUAACCUGGAGCAGGAGUGGGAGGACUGACAGUAAACCAACAAUGGAGGGAACCGGCGAUGGAGAGCCACCUGUUGACAGCAGUGGUGACAGGAACAAAGGCAAGCAGCUGGAGAACUUGUUGGUGGAUCUGGGUUUGGAGCAGCACUACACAAAGAAGCUAUCACUGAGCCAAAUACUUCAGAUUGAUAAGAAGAGCAUCACUGAUGAACCUGCCAAGUGUAAUUCAGAUCUUCCAUGGUAUUUUCUGAAGAAACUGAUGAUGGUCAAUGUGACAGCUAGGAAUCUGAAAUCAGAGUCAAACCAUGGUGAUCUGUCCGAGAAUGCAGAAUUAGAUCUUGAUGAUCUGAUGAACUGUGAUAAUUCAGAUGACAUGGUAAACCCACUCGACAUAGUCACUGCUCUCUUUCUAUGUUCUGAUGGUUUUGUGCGGCAGGAAAUGUCACUCAAAAUGUCCAUGUGCCAGUUUUCUGUACCACUGUUGCUUCCUAAUUGUGAAUCAGAAGGGUGCACAUUCAUGCUUUGGGCCAUGAGAGACAUCGUUAAAAAGUUCAGACCUCAGUCACUUUCACAAUCCAAGGGCUUUGUUGAAGACAGGAUUGUUCUUUCUGAACUUCCAAUGAUAUCUUUUGUGAGACUGGGGGAAUGCUCCUUGUCCAAGUCAAAGAUCCUCAAUAUGCUUCUGAGCAAUUCUCAACAGUACCAUGACACUUUUGUUCACCAUGACAUGGAGUGUGGCGAUAGUCCAAGAAGAAUAUCCAAUGGACUGACUGAAAUUACUUGGUACCUUCCUUGUGGCAACAAAAACAUUGAUAUUUUCAGUGAGCCAGUAGCUGUAGCUAACCUUCGUGGGGACAUUGUUUCAUUUGAAACACAGUUUUCUUUUUUGUGUCAGACAUCAGCAGCGGUUUUUGUGUUCUUUGACAAUUUGGACCCUGAGUGCAGGCUGCUUCAUAACCAACACCUCAAGGCACAGAUCUUCUUGGUAGGUAACUCCCAAAGCAAGUGCUUCAAAAUGGAAACUGUAAAAAAGGUAGCAACAAAGCUGGGUUUGACUAAGAACACCCUUAUUAAGACCAAGCAGAUAAAUGAUGCAGACUUUGUCAAAGGUUUGCGGAAAAAAGUCAACAAUGUGAUUGAAAACACAAAGAUGAAGAUGCCAAUUGAGCAGAUGGCUGACGUUGCCCAUGAACUGGGAAUCUUGGUUGAUGAAGACUGCUCAGAGUGUCAGACUGCCAAGGAGAAUGCAGAUGCCAUUACUGAAGAAAUUCAAAACACCCUUGAAUACAAAGAAACUCAGCUUCCCCUGCAAGGUGACAUAUGGAAGGAAUUGUCACGCUUAGAGAAAGAAGAAUUUCGACUUAAAAAUCUUGGGUCUGAAGAUAUUGAAACAUACAAAGAUGGUCUUCAGGAAGAGAAAAGAGAACUUCGGAACAAACAGAACUCUCGUGGCAUGUCCGAUGCCAUGAUGUGCUUCAUCAAAGCAAUAUCGAGCCCAGGGAUUGAGAGAUCUUAUUUCCUGAAAUGGAUGCGAAUGAACCUUGAUAACCUGUCUCGAGAAAAACAGUCUGUCCUCAGGAAGCAGUACAAAGAAAAAUGCAAGAAUCCUGAGAACAAAGAUGCGAUCAAAGACAUUGACAGAGAGCUUUCCAACAGCUCACUGGGAACUGAACACUUCUUCCGUGAAAUGGGUCAGAUUUACGAAGCUUCAGUUUCCCUUCCAGAAACAGAUCUGUCACGGACACAAUUACAGCAAUUGCCUGAAAUUUGUGCAGGACUGUUACUUGAUGGAUUUCCCCUUGAGCUUGUAGAUGGAGAUGCGUCCAACAUACCUCUCAGAUGGGUGAAAGACGUUCUCUCUCAGCUCAAUCGAUUGGUGUCUCCCAAGAACAAGAUACUGGUAGUCACAGUUCUUGGAGUUCAGAGCACAGGGAAGUCCACUCUGCUGAACACCAUGUUUGGAGUGCAGUUUGCAGUCAGCAGUGGUCGAUGUACUCGAGGUGCUUUUAUGUUGCUCAUCAGAAUCAAUGACGAUGUCAAGAAAGACCUCAACUGUGACUUCAUGGUGAUCAUUGACACUGAGGGCCUAAAGUCACCAGAGCUUGCACAACUGGAUGAUAGCCAUGAGCAUGACAAUGAGCUUGCAACACUUGUUGUGGGGCUGAGUGACAUCACCAUUAUCAAUAUUGCAAUGGAGAAUUCAACACAAAUGAAGGACAUCCUACAAAUAGUUGUGCACGCUUUUCUCAGGAUGAAAGAGGUGGGCAAAAAGCCCAAAUGUCAGUUUGUUCACCAGAAUGUGUCCGAUGUUUCAGCUGAUGAGAACAACUUGAGAGACAGGAGACUGCUCUUGGACCAGUUAAACGAGAUGACGCGGGCAGCAGCCAAAAUGGAAAAGAAAGAGAAGAACAAGAGCUUCACUGAUGUGAUGGAGUACAAUCCAGACACUGGGAACUGGUACAUUCCUGGACUGUGGAAUGGAAACCCACCAAUGGCGCCAGUCAAUGCAGGCUAUAGUGAAGCGGCGUAUGAGCUCAAGAAAAACAUCAUCAAACUCCUGGGAAAUUGUGAGUCCUCUGCUAAUGACAUCAUGAAGUUAAAUGAGUGGAUAUCAAGCCUGUGGAAUGCAGUAAAGCAUGAAAACUUCAUCUUUAGCUUCAGAAACAGUCUAGUGGCUGAUGCCUACAUGAGGUUAUGCACAGAUUUCAACAAUUGGGAAUGGACAUUCAAAGAGUCCAUGUACAAGUGGGUAACAUAUGCUGAAACAACAAUUUCAAAUUUUGGUACAGUUGCUUCAAAAUCUGAAAAAGAUAACAUAAAAGAACUCGUCUUGAGUUUGAAAAGCGACGUCUCCACAAAGCUGAACAUAUGGGAGAAUGAGCUUCUCGAAAAACUGAAAGAGUAUUUCAAGCAAAAAGAGGGUCAUGUCCAUCUGGUAGAAGGAUACAAAGAGGAAUUCACAAACAGUGCAAAGAGCCUGCGAAAAGAAAUGGAGAGCUGUGUUUACAGUCAGCUCACAGCAGCAGCAGAUAUCAAACAGGGAAUGACAGAACUUGACAAAAUCAGAGAAAAUCACACAAAAGAAAUUGAAAAGGCAGUGUGUGCUCUGAUUGAUGAAUGUCGAAAGAACAAAGUCCAGAUGACAGAUGAAGAGCUGGACAAAGAAUUUGAUAAGAUGUGGAAUGAAACUGUAAAGAAACUGUCUUUUCCUGAACAAAAGCCAACAAAUGUUUUCACCAGUGUCUCCCACUACCUCAGACUUAAUGUGUCGCCGAAGGGGAGUCUUGCAUGUCAACUGUUGAAUCAACAGAGCCUGAAAGAUUGUGGUAAAAUGCCCUUCAAAUAUACAGCCAAAGGAACGAUGGAGAAAACAAAACACAGAGUGAAGUCAUUGGCACAGUGGUUUCCCAUUCAAGAUCCCGUAAUGAUGGUACAAGAUAUGGCUGACAGAAUCAUUGAUAAAUGCAUUCAGUAUGUGACUGAAAAAGCCCCAAAAGAAGAAGAAACAAAAGGAGACGAAACAAGGAAAACAAGAAAAACCAAAAAUUAUUCUGAAGCUUACAUCCAGGAGAUCCUUCGCAUGAUUGACGAGAGCCUGGAAAAGAAUCAGGAUGUUAAGACGGACACGGAGUUUGAAGUCUCUCUCAAACAACACAUCUGUGGAGCUGCAGCCAGACACUUUCAGGAAAUGCACGACGAUUUCCUACAAGAGAAUGAUCCUUACAGAUGCCUGAACAAACACAAAAAUAAGUUCUGUGAGGAUUUCAAAGAUGUGUUCCAUAAACGAGACCAGUGCCAGAAGAAAGCAGAAGAGUUCACCAACCGAUGCUUGAAGCCCGCAGUUGAAGACUUUGUCUACUCCCACCUGGGUACUGAUAUCAUUCAUGAAAUGAGAAGUCAACCGCAGUUCAUUGCAAGAAUGUACUCCCAGCAUAAAAUAUUACUGGAUUUGCUUUUACAGGAUGACUUUGGAGAGUAUGUGAGAUAUAUUCGCUCAUAUGAGAGCUAUGUAAAGAAGUGGAUACUCAACAAAACAGUUCAACACUUCUCGGAUGGUUCUCGAGCAUUUGAGUUAGAGGAACGUCAUCUUGAGUCAAGCAGCAGCAGCAUAAACGAUGCAAUCAACAAGGCCAAAAAGGAAACAAAUGGUGACUUGGGAACAUUCAUAAAACAUUUCUGUCAAGAACUUGGGGAUACACUGGUCAUUUCCCAAGACGCUCUCGCUGCUUUCAUGAUCUUGAACGAAGCAAACCAGCAACAGUUUGCUAACUGGUUCACAGAGUGUGUGAAUGAGAUGCAACAAGCUCUGAGACAAGAGUUUCAAAAAACAACUUUCCAGAUGAAACUGAAACGUCUUCAUGUCAAGCCUCAGAAUGAGCUUUUCACUCAAGUGAUUGGAUGUGGCAAACAGUGUCCCUUCUGUGCAGUGGCCUGUGUGAGAGGGGGUGCUUCCCAUGCUGAGCACGAGGCUUCGCUGCAUCGGCCCAAGGGUCUGAGUGGAUACAAGUGGCACGAAACCAAAAAACUUGUCACUGACAUAUGCUCGUCGUCUGUGUUCAGUGACAACCGGUUUGGCUGUGGUGCAACUGGUGGUGAAUGGCACCCUUACAAGAAAUACAGAGACAUUUUCCCGGACUGGAAAAUUCCUCCAGAUCCAAGCUAUGAGGCAUCAGACUACUGGAAAUAUGUAAUGGCAAGAUUCAAUGAGAGGUUUGCAAAAGAACACAAUACAGAGCCUGCUGAUAUUCCUUCAAGCUGGACAAAUAUCACAAGCGAGCAGGCAGAAAAGAGUCUCAAAGAGUCUUUUAACAUCAAAUGAGAGACUACUGUACAUAAUGUCUGCUUACAGAAGCACAUUCUUCUCACUACAUUGAUUUAUUCAUUUUCCUCCCAUGGAUAUUUGCUCACGUUUAUCUGAUAUCGUUUUGUGUCGUUGAGCACACUUAAAUAUAUUUUAUGAUUUCAUGAUAGUCAAUGUGCAUGCUAGCAGCACAUGUUAAAAAAUACACCAGUUAAAGUUACAUCUAACUUUGAUUUUAAUAAUUUUGUGUGACAUAUCAACUUCAUUUUAUAGCCACUAAAGAUAUCUACGCAUAUAAUCAAAGAAAGAAGUUGUCGGAGGUUUUUCUUUUGUCAAAUGUUAUUGUGAGAUGCUCUCACCUUUUUGUAUGCUUUGUGUUGACAUUGUGCUUUUCUUAAAAUCAACCAGCAUAUCCAUCUUUCUGUCCAACAGAGGGAAAAAAAAUGAAUGAAACCGUUGCCAUUGAAACCAUUGUAGAUAUAAAUUCCUGGAUAAUGAA
This is a messenger RNA of Scophthalmus maximus (turbot), 6233 nucleotides long. Its product is annotated as up-regulator of cell proliferation. The transcript is spliced from 4 exons. The coding region runs from base 977 to 5752 and encodes 1591 amino acids. Gene Ontology annotation, molecular function: GTP binding; GTPase activity. The record is from RefSeq and is a predicted model, not a curated record. NCBI's taxonomy places the organism in Eukaryota, Metazoa, Chordata, Actinopteri, Pleuronectiformes, Scophthalmidae.